Trichoderma gamsii is the source of this 1944-nucleotide messenger RNA. RefSeq lists its product as hypothetical. The transcript is spliced from 3 exons. Bases 1 to 1944 code for a protein of 647 amino acids. The record is from RefSeq and is a predicted model, not a curated record. NCBI's taxonomy places the organism in Eukaryota, Fungi, Ascomycota, Sordariomycetes, Hypocreales, Hypocreaceae.
AUGAGUACGACCUACCACCAAGGCCAGAGCUGUAUUCCAGCUGUUCCAGCGCCUGUUGGCAGUGACGAAUGUCUCUCCUCGCGGGCCGACUUUAUCCCUUCCUGGUUAAAUCACAUGCAGAACAAUCCUCCUCGAGAUAUUCUACAGCCAAAAAGUCCCCUUGAUUCCAGUAAUCUCUCGUGGCAUCCUAAUGGGCUCACGACUGUUCGAAUUCAGCCCAACUCUGACACUAGGCUAUACGAAUCAUCAGAUCUAUUUAUCCAGAACAGUCCAGAACAAUUACCUCUGUCUGAUCCGACAUACUAUCAUCAAGAUCGGCAGCCAGCCCCAGACAGCGAUCAUGGCCAGAACUUGCACGAUGGAGAGCGACAUAGCCAUACCCUACAACCAGCAUCAACGACAUCAGAGAAUCUGUUGACUAAGAAACAUGUUUUCGAGAAGCAACCCCGACGGAAAACUCGACGAGAUCGCUACGACACCAUGAAGUCCAAGGAAGAGCGAGUGAGGAAGAAAAAUAGAGAGAAAUCUUCGACUCGUGUGUCAAAGAAGGGAAGGGUGCGGUCUAGCCGAGAGGUUAUGGCAAAUUUUAGCUCUUCGGCCAUUGCGAACCCAGGAGAGAAAAUCACGCUGGAACAGAAGUUCACUCCAGGCUUAUUCGUCAACGGGCGUAGCUCGGCCUCACUGGGCGACUUGGCGUUCAACGAUAUACCCCUGAACCACGAAUAUGUCGAAAAACGCGAAAAGGAACAUCCGCCGACUUUAGAAUCAAAACAAAGGAAAAAAAGAGAUCCUCGCCCGGACGAAACUAAGAGUUUCACUGACGCGUUAAAACGACUGAUAGCAGACUAUCCACCUCCGGAAUCUGCUAGCCGCCCUACCAGCACGGUUGUCUCCAGCGUUACCUGUAUGCGGCGCAGUGAUAGAGACAAUAACGAGCGACCGCUACAGCGUGAUAGCCAUACACCACGAAGCCAUACCCCACGAAGCUUAUCAAUUCGCAGCCAUCCGACGGCUGUUAAUUCGAGCCGCAGUCUUAUUCAGAAAACUCAGGGGAGGCGUACCAUAGAACAAGAUUUUACUGCUGUCAGAAGCCGUGAAGAUCACACGCCCAAUGGUCGGGAUACGACUGGUUUUCCUAAGUACCAAGAUAAAGGCGUUAUGGUGAGCCCCUGGAUGCACCAACGGGCCAGAGAGAAUGUGUCACUUGAUAUGACUAGUGGCGAUCAGCCGCUCCGACGAAGGAGAGCAGAAUCAUUCAACUCUAGAGCAGAUAUUCACAUGCCCAAUACCAUCUUUGAAAUACCAAACCCUGAAGUACGCGAAGGAGUGGCUGAGGAGGUCGGUGUCAACGCAAAGGGAAUCGAAGACUUGACUUACCCUCACGAUAGAAUGCCUCCGACAUCGUGCUUUUACAGUACCAGUGGCCCUCAUCCGCCAAACGCGAUGUUUCCACCAUUUGUCAAUGACUUAUCACCUUUUGACCGCUUAGAUGCCUCUAAAGUCAUUGGUAUGCAACAUAGAGAUGCCUACAGUAUCGACUGGCCCGCGAAUUCCACAACCCUCCAACCACAACAAGAGGCUUUCCUAGCAGCAAAUACCGUUUCUCAAAGGAUAUCGCAAAUAGUUGACAAUAUACCGGGUGAGACUCUCAAAGAGUACAUUGCCAGAAUGGAACGCGAAAUUCUAGGAGCUGAUGAGCCAUCUGCGGGCCACAAUGACAAAGUGCUGCUUCCAGCCGAAGCAGAUAUUUUCGAUACUAGAAUACGGCCGAGCAAGCCUCUGCGUGAAAUUGGGCACCAUAAUCGUUCCCCUCAACAAGAUGGGCCCCACGACUCAGUGGAUCCAUUCCCGAGGCACUAUUCAAGGCGUCCAUAUCCCGAAGAAAACCCAAAUGAGUCGGAGCCUGCAUUUGUCUGGCAGCCAAAUCACAUGAUGUGGCGUUGA